GGCGGAGUGAUGUGCAGUCGAAGAGAAGUCACCGUUGGAGGAGGUUGCAAGUGACAAAGUAGGCUAGUCUAACGCCAGUGGGAACAGUUCGUCAGGGUACGCAUCACAUCUUUGCCAUUUCUCUCUCCUAAUGGCAACAGAAGAUAAACGAAUAGCGGUGUCCCAUGUUAUAUCGGAAUCCGGAUCACUCCCUGCUAACCCAAACAAUAAUAACAACAACAAUAAUAACAACAAAGACAGCGAAGGGACCGAAAGUACGACUACCGCUUCGUCCGCGACUGAGACCAGCGGGGCUGAAACGCAAACCAUUGGCAACGGGUCGGGAAUCAACACAGCGAGCGCCAACAAUGGCAAAUGGGUCCGACUUAAUGUUGGCGGCACAGUGUUCCUCACAACACGGCAGACACUGCUUAAAGAACAGACUUCCUUCCUCUAUCGCCUGUGCCAGCAGCAAGACUUGCAUUCUGACACGGAUGACACGGGCGCUUAUGUGAUCGACCGGGACCCCACCUACUUUGGCCCCAUCCUGAACUACCUGCGACAUGGCAAGCUGGUCUACAACAAGGAGCUGGCAGAGGAAGGUGUUUUGGAGGAGGCCGAGUUCUACAACAUCACGCCACUGAUUAAACUCAUAAAGGAGCGCAUUCUGGAGCGGGACAGUAAGACGACCCAGCAACAUGUGCCUCCCAAACACGUGUACCGCGUGCUGCAGUGUCAGGAGGAGGAGCUGACGCAGAUGGUCUCCACCAUGUCGGACGGCUGGAAGUUUGAGCAGGUCAGCGUGCGCUCCUGCCGAAAGCCCCGCCCCGGACUGCUCUGGACUAUGGUGAACAUCGGCUCAUCGUACAGCUAUGGGACAGAGGACCAGGCUGAGUUCCUGUGUGUCGUGUCCAAAGAGCUGCACACACCUGGUGGUGGCCUGGGGACAGAGCAGACCCACAAGACCAAGCCUUCGGAGGCACAGGAGGAGGACACGGCAAGAGAGGAGGAGGAGGAGGAGGAGGAGGAGGAAGGGGAGAGAAAUGGCGCCCCCAAUGAGUGGAUUAGGGACUAGCAGACCACUGUAGAGCACUCGUGCUUCCCCACACACACGGAUGGCUCUUUCAGAUCAAUGGAUCCAGGAUGUAGGAAGACACAGAUUUGAUUAUUUUUUAUUUUCUUUAUUUAUCCUGUUUGUGUGCUGAGGGUUCAUAACUGCAGUGAUGCACUGUUGCUGUGGCUGGCCUUUUUUUGAAUGAUUUUUAUUACAUACAAACAUCAGUGAAAAUCCCUAUAAAGACCUAUGUUAAGACUUAGUAAAACGUUCUUAUCCACUACAAAGAGUUUAAAAAUAUGAAUGAAAAAGAAAGACGUGACACUAAAAUUGGUUCAUUUGAACAGCUGAGGGGGGAUCUUAUUGCAAGUCCUACCAAAGAGGAACACACCUUAGUAAUGUUUUCAACCAAAGAGAGGUGAAUACCCAUCCUGAUAGGCAGCUAAUACUGUAUCAGGUUAGAACCAUCGCAGUUCCACGUCGGUCCCAGCUUCAGCUUCUGUCUAGACAAACACAGUUGUCCUGCGUGGCACUAGCUGAGGUCCGUGGCUUUUGAGAUCCAUGUAUGCACAAAUGGCCCUUGGCUGUAUUGUACCACAACACAAGUAUUUCUGCAUGAACGACAGCCCCUGUAGAUCUUCUGUGUGUAAGUGUUUGCCAGGUUUAUAUGCAUAGCAGUUAUGACACAGUACGUCUGAUGGUGUCGCCACCCCACCCUGGAUACCUGUCCGUGUGUGUGUGUAUCUGGAAGUUACAGAGGAACACCCCUUUGUCGAGGAAGGCUUGAGUUGGCCUGCAGUUAGGGGGUGUGAUGGUGCUCUGCUGGGUACACACUCAGGCACUUGCACUGGCUUGGGUCGAACUUCACCUUCUGUGGGCGUCGGAGAGGGCGUUUAGGCUGCACACUGGGAGAGUCCACGUACUUUAGACAGUGGAUCCCCACUAUUCUACACUCUUCUUUAAUAUGAUGUCAGUUGGCACAAUUUAGAAUGGGUUUGUAAACUGGAUGUACAAACUAUUAAUAGCCUCGUUAUUUUAGCGUUCUGGUUUCACGGUUUUGAUUUUGUUGAUUUGGAUGCUUCCAGAAUUAAUGACGCGUCGUUCAUCCUCAUAUUUAGCCAAACGUUUUCCUAGAUGUCUCAAGGGCUCAUAGCUACAGAAAUCAAUGCUUGUCUGAUCAAUUAUUCCCGUCUAAAUGCGAGUGAGAAACAAAAACGCACCCGCAUCUCGAGAGGAAAUUACACGUCUGUAAGGAUAAUUUGGCGCAUCAAUCAUGGUCGGUCCAACAGCGCGCUCAGCGGGGGUUUCUGCGGAGGGUCGUGAGCCCUGGUGUGACCCAUCAUUAGCAGCCUGCGAGCCCCGGGGGCCCCCGACUGAUGGUGCAGGCAGCUGUCUCUCCACCACUCUGCCUAACGCGCCGGGGGCACCAUUCACUCAAGCCCCUGCAUGCUGUUGUAGUCAGAUUCUGAGACUUCCAUGUUAUAUGGCAGCUCAGGAUAGAAAGACAGUCGCCUGAUAGUUUGUGUGGCAGGUUUUUCGUUGUACCGCUGUUGUUGUUGUUAUUAUCGUUCUUUAGUUAGCAUCAUUUGUUAAUAUUUACAAUUUAGUUUUUUUCUAUUCUGAUUAUCAGAGAGUAUUUUUAGAGACUGGAGUUUUAAUCAGUUCUACGUGUGUCUGUGUGUGCUAGAGCAUACUUUGUAUGUGUGUGUGGCUGUAUCUUUUCUCCUCCCAUCGUUCCCGAAUCCCAUGACGCACUGGCAAUAACUCUCUUGUCAGCCAAGCACAACACUGGGCCAAUCAAUUCACAUUAUGCUCCCGUGAGUCGUAAAUCCAUCACUGUCCUAGGCCAAGUACAAUCACAACAGACAGAUGACUGGCCCAGCCUCUUAAGCGCCUUGAGACAAUUGUAUUGUUAUGGCGCUAUAUAAAUUAAAUUGAAUUGAAUUGAAUUAAAUUGAAUUGAAUUGAGUCCAGUGGGGAAGGGGAGUGGAUGCUCUCACUCAUUUAAGGGAAACCAAAGGAAGUGGUGGUGGGCUGUGCAAAGUACCAUUAAGACAGUUACGUAGGGUAUUUUCUGGAAGGUUUUUAUUUUAAUUUCUGUUGCAAGCUUACUGGCAGAACUGUUUAUUACCGGGUACUUACUUUCAAGGUCAUACUGAAAUAAAGGUUUGCAUUUUGCACAAUAUUCAUUGUAGGUAGUGUUCAUGGAAAUGGUAUACGUUGUUUUUGUUUUCUUUUGAACAUAGUCCACUCAUUGUAGAUGAUGAUCUUUCAUAUAAGCAUGGCUUUGCGUUUAAGCAGGCCACUGGCCGGAUGACCGGAGGCUGGAUUUAUUUCUGACCACUGACCAUCGUGCCAUCUGUGGUGAGGCGGAAGAAGCUCCUCCCUGCUCAGGUCUAGCAUCCGGCCGGGAAGUGCAUCGAUUUGCCACAGUCAUUUCAUUUGGAUUGGUUUCAAACUCUGUGAUUAACCUGUGGGGUUAUGGACUGCUGUACGUGGAGUUUAAAGGGAGCAGUGGGAUCGCUAGUCCUUCAGAGCCCAACAUGAGACUGCUGAGCUGCUGACACAAACAGACGCAGAAGUGCACAGACAGGUCCUCAGGAAAGCUACUUCAAUCACAGCGCCUCAAAUCAGUUUGACACGUAAGCAGGGGAAAGAACUAGGGAGAGGGUGAGAAACACUGAGAAGUUUGUACAUCUGCUCUUCUGUCUUCAAGGUUUCAUGUGUGACACAAAGAGGGAAAUGUGGAGACUCAUAGAUCUAGGUUUUUUUUAACAAAAGGGGGUGGAAGGGUGAUGGGUGAUGUAGUUUUUAAGGUAGUUAUCAUUUGCCUUGUUUAUUUUUUCAAUGGAUUGCUUUUGGUGUUCCCAUGAAUGCUGCUCAUAGCAUGCCGAGGGAAAUAUGGUCAUUAAUUGUCAGUGUGUUUUUUUUACUUUCUUUGAACAUAUUUUUGUAAGUUUUGUGUUGCAAAUAGGUUUAGUUUUGUUAUAUUUUGUAUGUUUUGAACCCCAUUUCUGUUUGUCAGCAUGUUCCAGUAUCUAAGUUAGGGAAUGGAGGUCUUUAAUGAAAAUUCUGAGAAUUAUUGGUGUAAAGCAGUCAUCUUAGUCUGGACCUCAGACAUUUCUAGAACUCCCUACUGUAAACCCCAGACUUCUUGGUCACAUAGACCCAACAAGCAGAUUCUCUUCUGGACCUUGAGGAUCUAGAGUAUUGUCUGUGUGUGAACGAGUGUUUGGUAGCGUUUAGUAUCUGCAUGGAUGAUUUUACAUUCCUAAGUUAUUUAUACAUUGGUGUACCGUUUGGUUUCUGCUUACUGUUACGGUUCACAAGAGACUUUCAUUCAUAUUCAUUCAUCAAACAGUCCGUCUGUUUAAAAAAUGGUUAAAUACUUCAAUACUGUAAACAUCUGCAGCAUUGUGCUUUGUCAUACUGUACUUUACCGAACCCAUGUAUAACAGACAUUCUAUAGGUAAUUAUUCUGCAUUAUAAAUUUAGCAAUAUUUCUUCUUUGUUUUACAUGCUAAAGAGGUGUGAACCAGUUCCAAGUCUACCAUCAGUACCAUGCUAAGCAGGGCAUGUCCUUAGAGCAUGUCCUUGUAUACUGAUGGUCUAGUCUUGUAAAUACCAAGUAUAUUGAGUAGAAUUACAAUAAAAGUUUCUUUUCCAAUA
Messenger RNA from Clupea harengus (Atlantic herring), 4702 nucleotides. RefSeq names its product potassium channel tetramerization domain containing 17 (gene kctd17). Gene Ontology annotation, biological process: protein homooligomerization; proteasome-mediated ubiquitin-dependent protein catabolic process. Gene Ontology annotation, cellular component: Cul3-RING ubiquitin ligase complex; cytoplasm. The record is from RefSeq and is a predicted model, not a curated record. Gene Ontology annotation, molecular function: cullin family protein binding. NCBI's taxonomy places the organism in Eukaryota, Metazoa, Chordata, Actinopteri, Clupeiformes, Clupeidae.